This is a messenger RNA of Plasmodium inui San Antonio 1, 975 nucleotides long. RefSeq lists its product as hypothetical. The record is from RefSeq and is a predicted model, not a curated record. Lineage: Eukaryota; Apicomplexa; Aconoidasida; Haemosporida; Plasmodiidae. Bases 1 to 975 code for a protein of 324 amino acids. The transcript is spliced from 2 exons.
AUGGCGCACGAGGAGGACGCAGAGCGGUCGCUGACGACCAAGUACAUCCUCAUGACCGAGCGGCUAAAAGGCAACCAACUGGAGGGCAAAAAAUUGAAGUUGAAGGUCUGCGCCCCGGGGACGAAGGAGCCCAUCGACUCAAUCGACCCAAAUGCCCCAAGUGACCCAAGCGACCCAAUCGACCAUGACGUGAUAGAACACUUUUGCGACGCUUUAAAAAGGAACACGUCCUUUAAUGGCUACCUCGAUAUAUCUUAUAACGACUUAAAUGAAACCUGCCUUUUUCACAUCCUAUGUACUGUGUAUGAAUGCAAAAAUAUAACUGGCUUGAAUUUAAGAGGAAAUAAAAUUACCAGUAUGCUUUUUAACAAAAUUUUACUGAUUCUUGAAAGUAACAAUUUCGAAUAUAUCAAUGUGCAAAGGACGGAGCUAAAUAAUCAGCAAAUUAAAAAUAUCAUUUUCUGUUCACUAAACAAGAGGGUGAAAUUUAUUAAACUCCCCUUUUUAAACCUCGACACGUUUCAGUUUCUGGUGGAAUACUUAAGCGACAACGAGUCGGUGGAGAAGUUACAUUUCUUUAUGUCGUACCACCACCAAAUGAAUUCCUUCCUCACAGAGGAUGAUGAAAACAUAACGAACAAUUUUGAAAAUUACGUCCACAACUUAAAAAACGCCCUAAAAGAAUUUCUCGACGUGAUAGAGAACAAAGAAAACGUGAUGGACGUCAAGUGCGAAAUCGACUUCCACGAUGAGGAAGUAGACGAAUUGGUGUGUUUCAUCCAUGCUGCUUGCGAGAGGCAUCGACGGAUGGCAGGGGACGGGCCAGGGCUGCGCGAAAAUAGGAUGCACAUCAGUUCGACGGAGAAGAUGCUCUUGCUCAUGCCGGACAUCGACGGGUGCGGCGGAUACGAGAAGGCGCCUCAGCGGUUGCACACCGAAAUAUAUGCUUCUUUGUGUGUGUAUAUACACAUAUAG